This is a messenger RNA of Corythoichthys intestinalis (scribbled pipefish), 4608 nucleotides long. RefSeq names its product collagen alpha-1(XXIII) chain-like. The record is from RefSeq and is a predicted model, not a curated record. The transcript is spliced from 31 exons. NCBI's taxonomy places the organism in Eukaryota, Metazoa, Chordata, Actinopteri, Syngnathiformes, Syngnathidae. Bases 315 to 2195 code for a protein of 626 amino acids.
ACUUUUAAUGAGACAAACAAUUGCAUGUUCUCCAGUGGUGGUUGCACUCAGGUCUGCAAGAGACACGGGAAACGCGCACCCUUGUAAUGCGGCAAGCUCCACGUUAGGAGGCACCGCUUUACCUCUGUGGGAUCCGUGUCGCAAGCAUCUUUUCGUGGCGAGAAGCCGGUGUGUCUCUGGCCGGAUCAUGUGCAAGUGUCACACGCGUCAAUUUUAGGAGGACGGAGCCGAGUUCAGACGGAGCCUGUUCAAGGAGUUUCACUUAGUGCGCCAUUACCUGUCAAGUUGCCCAUCUUCUCAAGCAGGAUUUCAGCAUGGAUUCUUUGCCCGACUCUGCCGGGGACAGCAAGUCGUCCGCGUGUCAGUGUGCACCUAAGCCGGGUGUCUACCGGUGGUCUCCCGGACUCCCUUUAGUCGUCUGCGUCCUCAUGUCACUGAGCUCCAUCAGCGUGUGUCUGUUAAUGAGCUUCAAGACCUUCCAGUUGGAGCAGAGACUGAAGAUGGAACUGGAGCGAGUGCCCGCCUUCCAAACCGGGCAUGGGACUUUCCUCAGCGAGGAUGGGAGCCUGGUUCCGGAGUUGAGCGCCUCCGUGGGGAAACUUGUGGAAGAGAAAGUCAUGGUACUGAUGCCAAAAAUUCGAACGGCAAGAGAUGUUGGGCAAGAAUGCGUCUGUCCUCCAGGGCCUCCCGGAAAGCGUGGAAGGAUGGGAAGACGAGGGGAACCGGGUAAGCGAAGCCAGCCACCUGGCAAAGCAGGACGGGAUGGAUACCCGGGUCCACUUGGCUUGGAUGGUAAACCAGGACUACCGGGUCUCAAGGGAAGCCAGGGACCAGCCGGGCCCAAGGGAGAAAAGGGUGACCAAGGAGACAUUGGGCCAAGGAUGGUCUAUCCAAGAUAUGAUCAUAGCUUUCUCUCUGGUGACCAGUCCAGCACCUUUCAGAGACGUUUUCUGAAGGGUGACCAAGGCCAGGCUGGACCUGCUGGCCCUCCCGGUCCUCCAGGUCCCCCAGGUCCCAGGGGCCCCCCUGGCAACACCGGCAAAGAUGGGCCUCGUGGCCCAGCGGGAGAGCAAGGUUUUCCUGGUCGUGACGGCAGUGAGGGAGCUCAGGGAUUGCCUGGAAAAGCGGGAGAAGAUGGGGAACCUGGAUAUCCUGGACCACAGGGUCCCCCAGGAAUAAAGGGAGAGCCAGGAAUGGGAGAAAAGGGAGAGAGGGGCAUGGAUGGACUACCAGGAUUAAAGGGAGAUAAAGGAGCAAUAGGAGACCAAGGACCCAUGGGUUACCCUGGUGAAAAGGGUGUUUCGGGCACCUCUGACAUAAUUGACUUCAAUGGGAAGCUUCUUGAUGCAUUCCAGGCCAUCAACACAAUCAGUAUUUCGGGCCCACCUGGACCACCUGGCCCCCCUGGUCUUCAAGGAGAAAAGGGAGAACUUGGUUUACCUGGUCCAGCUGGAGUGGACGGGGAGAAGGGAUCUAAAGGUGAUGUGGGUGAAAUAGGACCACAAGGCGAAAGAGGAGAAAAGGGAGAGAUGGGCCUUUCUGGGCCACCGGGUAUGGACGGACAAAAAGGAGAAAAAGGUGACUGCAGGCUGGAUGACAACUUGGUUCAAAUGAUUUCCCAGCCAGGUCCUCCUGGGCCACCUGGGCCACCAGGAGCUCCUGGGUUAGAUGGAUCCAUGGGGUUGCAUGGAAUGCCUGGUCCAAAGGGUGAGCCAGGAAUUGGAAUAAAGGGUGAAAGGGGGGACACUGGAACUCCAGGACCCAAGGGAUCAGAUGGCCUACAGGGUAUGCCAGGGUCUCCAGGGCUAGUGGGUCUUCCAGGGGCAAAAGGAGAGAAAGGCAGGCCAGGAGAACCUGGACUUGACGGUUUCCCAGGCCUGAUGGGGGAGAAGGGCGACAGGGGGGAACGAGGAGAUAAGGGUGACAGAGGAAGUGUUGGAAAGAGAGGACUAAAGGGUCAGAAGGGGGAACAGGGUCCUCCAGGUCUUGAUCAACCCUGUCCUGUGGCUUGUGAUGACAAAAAAGAUCUGUCUGGGGAAGGAGUGCUUUCUUCUCCUCCACCUCCUCUUCUUCCUCCUCUUGCCCCUGUGGCUCCCUGUCCUGUGGGACAUGAUGGGCUGCCUAUACCAGGCUGCUGGCACAAGGAGGAGAUGGCCAGGCAGAAGCUUAAACGCAAGCGUCUUAUUCAGCCAUGAAGGCAAGCAAAAGGGCCUGUUAGGGAAUAUGACAUUUAGAGGCGCAGAGGGCACGGACGCAGAUUUUGGCCUUUACGGAGCAGAACACGCCUUAUGGAGCCUCUGUGUCUUACUGAAUACUCCAAAUCUUCCAAUAUGGAACUCUCAUGGAGGGCUCAAUAAAUCCACUUGCGCAAUCCGCUGAAGACUUUGGCUGAUCAUGUGGUGUGACGUCACUGGCACAUAAGGAGGAAUUUAUGGCACGUUAUAAUUUUACCCUUUGUGGGUUUAGGAUUGAAAAGAUUCUCCAAAUCACUGCCUAAUCAUAACACAUUAUGUGGGUGAGUAUAAUGGGGAAAAAUGCUUUUGAAGCAUAGGCUUUUGACUGUUUAUAUCCACUUACAGCUGUGGAAAUCUGAUGUCAAGUCACAUUUUGCAUUCCUAUGCAUUGUCAUGUUUAUAGAUUGAUUUGGAGGAGCCAUUACAGUAUUCAAAAUAAACCACUGUCAACGGAGCUAAUCAUUAGCAUCAUUUUAUUGGUUAGGUUUGAAAUACAUUAUAACUUGCGAUAUUCACAUGUAAUUCUGUUUGAUCAUUAAUAUCAGAUGAAGAUAUUUUUUGUUCUCUUUUGCUGCUGACAUAAAUGUCUGUUCUUUCAGAUUUCUUUUGUGUGUGUAUUAUCAAUAUUAGUCACUUAAAAUGAUGACUAAUGUUUUCACUUUGGCCGAAUGUCUACAAACCUUUUCUUUAGGAAUUGUUGGAAAGAGAGAACUGCCAGUUGCCUUAUUGUGCACAUUGUCACUUGCAUUGUCAUUGCAUUGAUUUUACUCGAAACUGUCUGUGUACCAUAUUUUCCGCACUAUAAGGCGCAUCGGCGUAUAAGGAGCACCUUCAAUGAAUGGCCUGUUUUAAAACUGUUUUCAUAUGCUGCGAUCCCUCACUAAUUCGCGCUUCAAACUUCGCCCCCUCAGUCCAUCGUGGAUUUUUUUUCUAAUUAAAAAUAUUAAAAAAACAAAUGCAGUGUUUUAUAGAGCUGUCCCGAUCCGAUCACGUACUCUCCCACUCUCGCUCCUGCCACUUUUCUUCUUUUCUUGGUCAGGCAGUGCACUGAAGUUGAUUAUAAAAGUUAACGAUGAUUGACAGAUAGUUAAGGUUUAAUCUUGCUUCAAACUUCAAAGUGCCGCACGCAUCACCAUCGUUUAACUUGUUAAACAGUUGACUGUGGCAACUUAUUGUGUGUAAGUGAGCAGCUUGAGCGGAUUUGAGUGGACUCACUCAAUGAAGCAUUUAAUAAAGACAAGCAUUUUUCUACUUUUUUUUUUUAUGGAUUUGGCGUCUACUUUUUUUCUUGUUUGAAAAUAAUUCGGUGGUACAGUAACGAGUUUAAAACUCAUCAUAAUUAUUAUAUUUGAAGUGCUAAAAAACCAUUGAUUAAAAUAUAUACUGUAUAUGGCAGAAAACACAAGUUCCGCUGUGAGACCCUCAAUUUGGCCAACUUUCAAAUUGUCCGAUAUGCAUGUGUGAUACAUCUUUGGAAAGCUGAAAUCUCAAUUUUCUGGGGGAAGAAAAAUUUUGAACAGGAGGGCAUUUGAAAAAAAAAAAAAAAUUAAGCCACGAAACCCUAUCCGGAGGUGAGAACAUGAAAGAGCAGAAUUAAAGAUGCCAUUACUUUAACGAGAUAUUAUCGCAUGCUUACCUUGUUUCGAUCCAAAAACUCUAUGUAGCAUGUAUCACCGAGUGUCAAGACACAGCUGUGAAUGGCCACAGCUGGAUUUUGGGGGGAAUUCAUUGGUGAAACAUGGUAAUAUAACAAGGGUCGCGAUACAGAAAUCGCAGACAUCAAGGAGUGGUCGAGAUUUUCUUUUUCAUAUAUUUACCUUUUUAAACGAUUUUUUUUUCCAAUAUUUCUUUGUUUGGAUCGAUUAUUUAUCAUCUAACAUAUUGGAGAAAAUGCGACAGUAACAAAAAAAUACAAUAAGUGAUAGUUACGAGGUGGAUAACUGUGACUUUUUUUUUACAGACACCAUUUUUUUCCUGUGACGUAAUUUGUUUAAAAGUUUGAAAUAUGUGAGUGAAUUUUUUUUUUUUAAUGAAAUAUUAGACAUCAAUUAAUGAUUCUAAGUUAAAAAUGGCAUUUUGAAUAAUAUAAUUAAUUACCUUCGUAUUAUGGCUGGGUUGACACAAAAGCGGUUGUGCGAUGUCUGUAAACGGAUGUUCCCAGGGUAAAACAGACAAAUUAAAAAUAGUUCGGGGGCUUAAUGCAUCAUGAAACUGCAAUGGCAGCAUAUAGACAUAUUGUUCUAUCAAACACAACAGUUCUUUUGGCUUAAAAUACAGCAGUUUUAUUUAAAGAGUAGUGCAAGGGCAGAAACUGCUUUUUCAGUCUUGUCUGUGUUUUCCGUCAUAUGCAUAAAAGUUUUUUUUUAAUAAUACU